Fusarium keratoplasticum is the source of this 2394-nucleotide messenger RNA. RefSeq names its product CP2 domain-containing protein. Gene Ontology annotation, biological process: regulation of transcription by RNA polymerase II. Gene Ontology annotation, cellular component: nucleus. The record is from RefSeq and is a predicted model, not a curated record. The coding region runs from base 1 to 2394 and encodes 797 amino acids. The transcript has 3 exons. NCBI's taxonomy places the organism in Eukaryota, Fungi, Ascomycota, Sordariomycetes, Hypocreales, Nectriaceae. Gene Ontology annotation, molecular function: DNA-binding transcription activator activity, RNA polymerase II-specific; RNA polymerase II cis-regulatory region sequence-specific DNA binding.
AUGUUUCGACAAAGAACAAGCUCUCAGAAGCCGGGGGAUGAGCUGCUUGCCAACUUCCGACAGCAGUUCCCCGAGGUCGCGGCAGUCAGCACCUCGGCCGCCGCGCCAGUUAUAUCGCAGACCGCUGGCGCCGAUAAUACUACUCUUGCUCCCACGGUGCCUCUGCCUGAAAGAACCCAGGGUAUUGGUCAAGAUGCAUUUCGCGACCAAGACCCUACUCCUCGGGCGACGAAUGACCCGUGGAGAUUCACUCCCUCACUUCUAGAUCCCAAUUCCAUGUCUUUCGCCAACUUCGCCAAUGCGCCACCUGGCUAUUACACACCCACACCUGGAGGCACAAACACCCUAUUCCACCCUCAAGCUGGCGAUUUGCAUACUCCGACACUGGGACUCGGUAUGGGCCUCAACACGCCGCUGUCCAUGCCAACAUCUGGGGAUGGGAUGCAACCUGGCCCAAGCCAAGCAGUUAUGGACAUGACAGGUUUCCAGGCUUUGCAACCGCAUCAGUUUCACCACUUCAACCCGUUUAUUCAGGCGCCCCCGCCGCAGCCUGCCUUUGCGCCGUCCACUUUCGUCCACCAGGACACUGGAUAUGAGACGAUGGAUCAGGAUGGGUCGCCUAUGGACUCGGACCCUUCCGAAGAACGCAUGUCAUCUAUCGGGGCCACCCUUCAGAAGACAACCCCAUUAGUUGGCCUACAGUCGCGCCAGUUCUCCAGUCCCAUGACCCAUCCGCUACCUCCCUCGGCCGAGAAGUUUCGAUUUCACUCAACACUUAACGCCCCCACGGCCAUGAUCAAGCAUUCAGACGAAAUUCCUGUCACUUAUCUCAACAAGGGACAGGCAUACUCCUUGUCCGUCGCCGACACUAAUGCCACCAUGCCCGUGGCACCUGGAACCAAAUACCGCACAUUUGUCCGUGUUUCGUUCGAAGACGACCAGCAGCGACAGCGUCCAGGUGUGUGCUGGGGUCUUUGGAAGGAGGGCAGAGGUACCAACGAGGCGCACCAAAGAGGAGGAAAACUCCAGGCAGUUGAGUACGUUGAGGCAGGGCAGCCUGCUGAAGGUGACGACAAGAGGACUCGAGUGGAACUAGAGUCGUCUUCCUUCGACGGAUUUUGCGUUACUUGGACCCCUGGAAUCAACGGGCCCCCCGAAGUCAACAUUGCGGUCCGUUUCAACUUUCUUUCUACCGACUUCAGCCACUCGAAGGGUGUCAAGGGUAUUCCUGUGAGGCUCUGCGCCAAAACCCACCCCGUUCCCUGCGACCCCUCGCAGCCAGCCGCUGACGCGAAUCCCGAUAUCUGCUACUGCAAGGUCAAGCUCUUCCGCGAUCAUGGAGCAGAAAGAAAGCUAUCCAACGACGUUGCGCAUGUCAAGAAGUCUAUCGACAAGCUUAAGCAGCAAAUUGCGCAGGCCGAGAGCGGAUUGAAGGACUUUGGGAAGCGGAAGCGCUCAAGCGGUGCUGCAAAGAUGGGAGAUCAGCGCCCAGGAAAGGUGCAGAAACACAAGCGAACGUGGUCGAUGUCCUCGGCCAGCUCCGCUGGGGGUGGCAACGGUGGAAGAAUGUCCAUGGAAGAGGAUCUUCACUUCAAACUACAGACUCUACAGGACAUGUUUACCAGCACACGGCCUGUCAGUGUCCUGUUCCUUCGAGGCGAGGAACUUGACGAUCCCGAUUUGCACCCGGUAUCGCUACCAGGAGACGUCUCGCCCCUGACUAGACCUGAAGGCCGCGACGGUCCCAACUGGCAGGCUCGGAGCGGGCGAAGCUCUCUCGCUGGUUCCAUGAUCUCCCCCUCGCCUAGCUCACUUUCUCUAGCGUCGCAGGCUUCUGGCAUCGGCCCAGGCGGCCCAUGGCAGGGUUUUGACUCGGUCGCGGGAGGUGACAUGUCACGCAAGGGCUCGGAACAACCCACCAGGAUCAACAAGGGCGAUGAUGACGGUAGCCUGAGCGGCUGGAUCGAGGCAUUGGGUGUCGACGCAUCCUAUCGGCCCCCUCAAGAACGAAGCCCAAAGCCCAUUGCGUGUUUCUAUAUCCUUCGACGGACCCAGGACGAAUCCGGAAAGCCGGAUUAUCAUCGAGCUAUCUACCUGAUGCAGCGCACGCUCCAGGAGUUGAACAACAGAAUUGCAGCCAAGUGGGGCUUCGACUCGUCGCAAAUUCUCCGUACGAUCCGAACGAUUCAGAACGGUCUAGAAGUCGAGAUGGACGACGAUGUGGUUCAAGAGCUCAAGGAGGGUCAGGACAUGACUCUCGAAAUCGAAGAGGUUAUCGGACAGCCUGACGCAGUAAAGAGGGAGUGGGAAAUGGCAGUUGACUCUGCCGACGACAGUCCCGAGACUUCCAACGACAAGGCAACAAGCGGUUACAUUCUCCGCCUCAGCUUUUAA